AAUGACGCAUGCGCAUUCCGUUCUGUGAUCUUUGGACAUGGACAUGGCGCUAAAUUUUUAAGUGUAAACAUACAGGUUUUCAGCCAUAGUGACAACUAGAAGUUUACAUAUUGCAGACUUUGAUGACUGUACUACAAUGGCUGCGAGUGUGGAAGCACUGCAAAGUCCACCCAGGAAGAGAGCGAGGUUAUCACUGAAGCUUGUGAGAAAAGACCAACAGACCAGCAAGGUCAGCGCACCUCUUAGUGAAGAACAAGAAGAGACCAGAGAUGAACAACCAAAAUAUGAAGCAACCGAUGGUGUAGCACCUACUUACAGUGAACCGCCAUCGUCCACCAUUCCAAGCGAGUAUAUGAUAAGCGUAGCUCCGUAUACCGGUCUGCAUAACCUGGGCAACACCUGCUAUCUCAACAGUGUGCUGCAAGUUCUAAGGUAUUGUCCAAGCUUUAGCGAGAAUCUGGCAAGACUUUCCGGGUUGGUUUCAGACAAACUCCAGAAGAAAGAUGAAGAAGAAAAGGACGAUACUGCUGUUGAGGAUGAGAGGAGUAGGCGGAGAAGAGUUGAGUUCUUAGGACAGCUUAAAUUGGUUCAAGCAAUGAAUAAAUUGUUCAACACCAUGUCUGAGAAGGAGCAAUCUUACUUGAAGCAGAUGAUGCCAGCUGGUCAGGAAUUAGCUAUGUAUCCUGAAGAAAUCUUGGAAGCUAUCAGGGAAUUGAACUCAAUGUUCAAAGGCUAUCUACAGCAUGAUGCCCAGGAGCUUCUCUGUUGCAUCCUCAGUAACGUCCAAGAGGCUUGCCAGCGACUUGGUGACCUCCAGGAUAACAAAGAGAACCAGACUAAUCAGGCUGCGGUCAUGGAUGUACCUUCGGGAACCUGCCUGAAAGCUGUGAGAAAGCUUGAUAUGGGCGGAGCUGGUGAUGGUUUGACGGAGAAAGAGUCUGGAAGACUGUUGGGAGGAGGUAGACCCCUCGGUGGAGGUAGGCCUAGGAGCGAAAAGACAUUGAGUGAAAAGAAGUUGGAUUAUAAAGGGCUUGGUAAUGAUACUCUUGUGACUCACCAGGACAACGGCAUUGGUGAUCAUCCUAAUGGGUAUAGUGAUGGAAAUGUUGAACACAUUAAACUAUGCAAUGGUAACAUCACAGGCACUCUGAAAAAGUCUGAGACAGUCAACAGGGUGGUCGUGGGUCACCACGGAGGGAUUUCCCCAAGUAAUGACUCUGUGCGGAGACGAGGGGGGAGGAAGAGCGCCUUGACCAACGGACACUUAUCAGGGAUAGAGUGCAAUGGGAUGAAUGGUAGCCUUCCGGAGACGAAUGGAUCGGGAGACGGCGGAAGCUGUAAGAAGAAGCGUCUUGGGAUCGGUCGCCUUGCAUUGCAGCAAUAUUCCCUGGGCAAGUUUGGCAUCGUCAAGAAAGACAAAGCACCACCGGUUGAACAACGUACACCAGAUGAUGCAUCUCACCAUCAUGGUGCUGAACUUGAUUUGGCCGAGGCUUCGAAGGAAGCGCGUGAAGUUGGAAUAUUUGCUUCCAGGAAUGUGACCGCUAAUAACUCCAAUGACCCUGAUAAGUCUGUGGAUACACCCAAAGCUUCUCCGAAAGUGGAGGAUGAUUCGGAGACAGUCGAAAGACUGCAAGGAGAGCAUUCACCACCAGCCACCCAAGACAAGGAAACGUCAACAAAGCUGGAAGAAUGUACCGUCCCCGAGCCACCAACGACCAACUGCGCCCAAACAGCAGUGGUGGAAGGAGUUGGAGACCAGGGUGGGGCAGUGGAGAGUGCAGGUGUUGCGCCUUUGCUGGGUGAGAUGAAGGUGAUCGAGAGGCUCUUUCAGGGUACCCUUGUACUCCAGACACGCUGCCUGGAGUGUGAAUCCUGCUCGGAGAAGAGGGAAGAUUUCCAGGAUGUCAGCGUUCCAGUUCAGAGUAUCCCUGCCUUCACUAGUGAAGAAGAACAAGGAGAACAUGCCCCAGAUGUCAACCCUCGUAACCUGUCUCUGAGCUGGGCGUUGUCCGAGUUCACCAGUGUUGAGAGACUGACGGAUGAUAACAAGUACUUCUGUGAGCAUUGUUUUCAUCUGACCGAAGCCGAGAGAUCUGUUCUCUUUGGGAGGCUACCCGGUGUGCUUAUCAUCCAGCUGAAGAGAUUCAGUGCUUUCAUCAACUGUUUCUCUCCUGGAGGAUCCGUGUCAAAGGUCAACGACCAUCUGGCCAUCCCGUUGACCCUGAGUCUAGCCAAGUGGUGUUCUGGAUCUUGUCAGCAGAGGAACACGCCCUAUGAGCUCUGUGCAGUGGUCGCUCACAGUGGGUCAUCUAGCUCCAGCGGUCAUUACAUCGCCUAUGCUCGGGUACCUCAAAAAAAUGCAGAAUCCCAAUCUUGUGAUGCCGACUCCGGAGCCCAAGAUCAGUGUCCCAUGAAGGAGUCCUGGGCUAAGUUUGACGAUGACAGAGUUCAGGUCCUGUCCGACGAGGAGUUUGAAUCCCUGGUGAAUCCUCUGCAGGGCAACGACUCGGCUGCUACUCCUUACCUUCUGCUCUACAAAGAUACCCGUCAGAUCGCAAGAUGAAAUUAUGGAGAUAUUUGAAUUUUUUUCUUGUUUCUUUAUGAUUAUUAUACAUAAUAAUAGAUAGGCUGCAGAUGACAUACCUCACCUGAACCCUAUAGAGGAAGUGUGGGAGUUCAGCUUUCUUUUAUUUAUGUUUUUUGUUUAUUUUUUUUACUUUAAUCAUUUUGUGAAUUAUUCUAUAAAAGUAAACAUUAUGGCAAAGUUUAUAGAGCGGUUUUUCAGCUCUGUUUAUCUUUGGUUACUCUCAUCCAUGCUCUUGUAGCUGAAAAAUGUUUUGCAAAAGACCAAAUUGAACUUCCUUCAUUCUUUAAAAAAUAUGUGAUGAAAUAUACUAUUAAAUGUUGAAUUGAAAUGAAUUUAUUUAUUCUCCAAAAAGUUUUUCAAUAAUAAUAAUAUUAAAACAUGAGAUUUGUAUAGCGCACUUUCCAUCUUGAGUAGAUGCUCAAGGUGAUUCAGAGCAGAGCAACAAAAAAACAAAACAAAUUACAUAUAAAACACGUUUGAAUAAUAGGUCAGUGUCAAAAGCACUCUGAUACAGGUAUGUUUUCAGGUUGCCCCUGAAGUGUAGUAAUAAUUAUACUUGCUUAUAUAUUGCUUAACUCUUACUCUAUCAGAAGUCUCUAAGUGCUCCACAGAAAUGCACUGGCUUUAGCAUUUCAUAUUUUAUACGCACUGCGUUGAAAGGAAUAAGUUCCUGCGAGAUAAGUGCAGCACAUUGUGGAUCAAAUGCUUGUUGAAGGAAGUUAAGCCACAGCUGGGACUCGAACCCAGAACCCUCUGUUUCAGAGUCCGGAGUCUGACCUCACUGGGCCACAAUGAGGGGGCCACAAUUAUGCCAUAGAUAAAGUGUCGAAAUUUGAGGUAUGAAAUGAUAUUUGAACGUUUUUACCUUGUUGGUUGUUUCAAUUGUUCAAUGAGUGGAUUUUCAGGGUCCUCUUCUCAUAUCGUUGUGUCGUUGCAAGAACGCCCUUAGCACCACACUUACGUGCAUUGCAUGCAUGCAGAAACGCACAAGGGCAUUGCAUAAGGGCGCUUCUGCCUUGACGCUACGUUAUUUGCCUAGGGUAGCCUCUUCAGCUAUUUAGCUAGUCUUCAAGCGGGCACUGCAUAACAUAUAUUAUUUCCCUAAAAAGAUCCAUCGGAUAGACAUGAGAAACUGUUCUUUCAUCGAUUAUCAAGAAAUUUCACCUGUAUUGGUUAGCUUUCACUUGCGAGGCUGCAAGCUUCGUCAGACCUUUGCCGUAGCUGCGGAUGUUGCUUGGGCAGCAUGAUGAAGUGUUAGAAUGGGAUUUAAAUCAUUGUAUGUGUAGGAAAGAGCAUGUUGUCCUAGGGGAUGGGAUGGUCCCGUACCGCACAGAUGUGUAUAGCCUCUUUAAUCCAUCUGGUAGACUCGGCAUUAUCGCUUGCGAGUUUGGAACUUUCCAAAAAGGGGUAAUAUUUAAAGAGCGUGUUGUCCUAGGAAAUGGGGUGGUUCUGUUCUGCACAAAUGUGUAUACCUUCUGUAGUCCAUCUGGUAGACUUGUCCCAAAUCAGAACCGCAAUGCUUUAUGGGAUCGAAAAGGAGGCAACCAAGCUAGCUCCGCUCACGAAGGACAGUGUGCGUGCGCAGAGCUAGCUUUUCGAUCCCAUAAUGCAUUGCAGUUCUGAUUAGCGAUAAACCUUAUCGCUUGCGAGUCUGGAACUUUCCAAAAACGGGUUUUAUUUCUUGAUUGUGGAAGAAAAAAUAUUUUCUUAUAGCAUAUUAUCGUUACCCCUCUCCAUUUUAAUUUGCCAACAUUACUCAGCCUGGGAUUGAACCCACGUCCUUCCAUUUAUGAGGCAGGGGACGUUACCUCUGAACCACGUUUCCAGAUCUUUGUUAUUAGUAGGAAUAUCCUCAGCUGAAAAAGGUUACAAGUUUUUACCAUUUCUAAUAAAACUGGUUCCGAAUUUAAAUUUGAAUGAAAUUUUAUUAUAUUAUUAUUUGUUUGGUGUCACCUGUGCCUGGGUGGCGAAAAGCGAACUAAAUCACUCUCCUCCUGAUAUAACUGAUUGGGGGGAAUGCAGGUGGACCACUACACCAGGGUUUCCCCCUACUCUUAUACGAAUAGGGCCUCCAUUUAACGUCCUAUGUCAUUAAUUUUUAUCUGAUGUGAAUCCCAGCCUUGUAUGUUGCAUGUUGAAUUUAUAUUGAUGAAAUGAAGUAUGAGACUUUGUUACAGCCGUUAGGCUGCACACCACAUUCCAACAUACAUAACAUUCCUGAUUUUUUUUCCUGUAGCAAAGAGUGACAUACUUUUUGACAAGAGGAAACUCUUUAACAUUCCAAGAGGAAAUUUGUCUUAUCCUUUUUUUUUCAAAUACAAAAAAAAACUCAGUCUAAAAAAUGAGUAAAGUGUAUAAAUCUGUGACCUAGGGAGCAAUUCAUGAAAAUAGUCUGAUUUUCCAUAUUUUGCUCUGAACUAAUAAUAGAUGCAAGGAUGUCAGUAGCCAUUUAAGUCGGUGUAAAUUACUAUUUCAUGGAAUGCUCCACUGUUCUUUGGCUACUUAGGUGGAAUAAGAUUUUCAUGUUUGAUUUUGGA
This is a messenger RNA of Lytechinus variegatus (green sea urchin), 5127 nucleotides long. Its product is annotated as ubiquitin carboxyl-terminal hydrolase 1-like. The transcript is spliced from 9 exons. The record is from RefSeq and is a predicted model, not a curated record. Bases 137 to 2566 code for a protein of 809 amino acids. Lineage: Eukaryota; Metazoa; Echinodermata; Echinoidea; Temnopleuroida; Toxopneustidae. Gene Ontology annotation, cellular component: nucleus; cytosol. Gene Ontology annotation, biological process: protein deubiquitination. Gene Ontology annotation, molecular function: cysteine-type endopeptidase activity; cysteine-type deubiquitinase activity.